GCGAAAUGCGACGAGGUCAAUUGCCUCGCGGCUUCUGCGCAGCCGCGUUCUUGGUGAUGCAAUGCGCACCACAACGCAUGACGGCCACGAAACAAGCUGUCUCUGUACUACCUAUCCUACAGAAAAUUCGAUGGAGGAGCACCGCCCAUCGCCCGUCAAGGAUGGACCAAGACUACGAGCACUCUCCAAGUAGCAUGUAUCGCGCAACAGCCAUCAAUGGGUCGGCAAGCACUGCCGGAAAUCCAAGCGCUCGUGCAGGUACUACUUGGGCACUCUUCCCGAAACUGUUUGAGGCCCCCAACGUUAUGAUUGAGUUUAAGUGCCCAGCAAAUCUGAGCUCAUCAGUAGCUGAGUUCAUGGCUCGCGAUGCCGGAGCGAAACACGUCCAUGUUCGCCGCGAUGGAGUGAUCGAGGUGGUGUGCAGCGCCACCGACAUUGACGUAGUGCAAGGUGUGCUGGCUCCACUUGGACCCAUCUAUGCCAGGCCAGUGGUGAACUGUCCCAAGAUUCUCUCGCGCGACGUGCGCAACAUGAUCGCCACCACUUUUGAGUACUGUCAAAUUGCCGCAGCUUUCACGUCGCCGUACUUGGUCAAGUCGUUGGCGCACCUUUCAGACCAUGGAGACAAUGCAACGGUCGCUGCAAGUGUUGUCAGUUUGUGGGUAUUGUCGCUCUUGGCUGGGUCGAUGGUACCGCGACGAAGUGCAUCGCCGCAUCUCGUGCUGUCUGCAGCGACCGCUUCGUUCGCGCUCACUCCUGCAGUUUACUACGUGCUGUAUUGCUAGCGCCUUCGAAUCGUGCCGAGGACAUCAUGUCUACUCAAAAGAUUUGCAUGGAAAGUGGAAAAUCGUCUGACCAGCUGGACUUGUGUUUAUAUGAGAUGCAAUGUCCCAAUAAUGUCAGGAGUAGUCCAAACACCGUUUUGAUAAACAACAUCGGC
Messenger RNA from Aphanomyces invadans, 940 nucleotides. RefSeq lists its product as hypothetical. The transcript is spliced from 4 exons. Lineage: Eukaryota; Oomycota; Saprolegniomycetes; Saprolegniales; Verrucalvaceae. The coding region runs from base 6 to 785 and encodes 259 amino acids. The record is from RefSeq and is a predicted model, not a curated record.